This is a messenger RNA of Asparagus officinalis (garden asparagus), 2729 nucleotides long. RefSeq names its product pentatricopeptide repeat-containing protein At5g03800. The record is from RefSeq and is a predicted model, not a curated record. Gene Ontology annotation, biological process: RNA modification. NCBI's taxonomy places the organism in Eukaryota, Viridiplantae, Streptophyta, Magnoliopsida, Asparagales, Asparagaceae. Bases 36 to 2597 code for a protein of 853 amino acids. The transcript has a single exon. Gene Ontology annotation, molecular function: RNA binding; zinc ion binding; protein binding.
AAAAAAGCCCAGGCCCAGAAUCUCAACCCAAAUGAAUGGCCUCCACCAUCAUCAUCCCCUUCCUCCCUCCAAACCAUAACCCUAAACCCCAUCUCAAAUUCUCAACCUCAACCUCUGCAUCUCCCAACCCAACCCACUCCAUCCCCCCUCGCAAUCUCACCCAUCUCCUCCGCCUCUCAACCCAAACCCAAAACCUCAACUUGGGCAAAUCCAUUCACUCCAUCAUCCUCAAAUCCCAGCACUACAAUGACCACACCCGCCUCCUCAACUCCCUCAUCUCGGUGUACCUCAAAUUCAAUCGCCUCAUCGACGCCCGCAACGCGUUCGACGAAAUGCCGUCCCCAGAUAUCGCAAGCUUCGCUUCCCUCAUAUCCGCGUACAGCAAAAUUGGCCGAGAAAUUGAUGCGGUUUUGCUUUUCGAUCAAAUGCGGCAACUGGGUAUUUUCCCGAAUGGGUUUUGCUUCGUCGCUCUGCUCACCGCCUGUAUUCGGAACUCGAAUUGUGAGUUGGGUACUCAGAUUCAUGCUCUUGCGGUGAAGGCCGGGAGUUGCGAUUGUGUUUAUGUUGCCAAUGCGGUUAUGGGAAUGUAUGUGAGCUGUGGGUUUUUUGAGGAUGCGCUUGAUGUGUUUGAUAAAAUGAAUGAACGAGAUGUGUCAUCGUGGAAUACGGUCAUUUCUGCCAUGGUCAAGGAUUGUAGAUAUAGAGAAGCUUUUGAGUUGUUUAGGGAGAUGAAAAUGGAAGGGGAGUUUGGGGAUAGGUUCUCGAUAUCGACACUUCUGUCUGCGAUGAGCCAAGGGUUCUCGUUGGAAGAAGGAGAAGCGGUUCAUGCUUAUGCACUUAAGUUAGGGCUGGAUUUUGAUUUGAGCGUUGGCAAUGCGCUCAUUAGGUUAUACACUCAGCUCAGCGAUAUAGAGAAGGUUAUUGGUGUGUUUGAUAGAAUGCCGGAGAAAGAUGUGAUCUCUUGGACCGGUAUGCUUAAUGGAUUUAUGGAGUUUGGUUUCAUUGAAUCGGCAGUUGAUAUUUUUGAGAAAAUGCCUAAGAGGAACAUUGUAUCUUAUAACGCUCUUCUAGCUGGAUUCUGCAAAAAUGGUGAAGGUUUGAGAGGUUUGCGGUUAUUUCAGCAGAUUUUGAAGGAUGGACCGAAGAUAUCAGAUUUCACAGUUACGAGCGUGGUCAACACUUGUGCUAUGGUUGGAGAAAGGAAGAAGAGUGAGCAGAUUCAUGGGUUCGUGAUUAAAAUGGGUUUCACAUCAAAUGCUUGGGUUGAAGCAGCUUUAUUGGAUAUGUGCGCCAAAUGUGAUAGAGUAGAAGAUGCAGAGAAAAUCUAUGACCGGAAAAUCCAGAAAGGGAGUUUUCCGAUCACAUGGACUUCUCUGAUUAGUGCACGUGCUCGGAAUGGACAGCCUGAAGAGGCUCUGUCCCUUUUCCAAUCAGGACUGAAGAGGGAUGAUCUUAUGGACGUCAUCGACGAGGUCACAUUGGCCACUGUCCUAGGAGUUUGUGGCUCUCUAGGGUUUGCUGUGAUGGGAGAGCAAAUCCAUGGCUUUGCUUAUAAAUCCAAUGUUGUUGGUGAUAUUGGAGUAGGCAAUGCCAUUGUGAGCAUGUACUCCAAAUGUGGCAACUUGGAGAAUGCACUUAAUUUCUUCAAUCAAAUGCAUCGACAUGAUUUGGUUUCAUGGAAUGGAUUAAUCAAUUCCUAUCUUAAUUAUCGAAAGGGAGAUGAAGCUCUUAAUGCAUGGUCGAAAAUGGAGUUAUUGGGUCAGAAACCCGAUCACAUCACUUUUCUUCUGAUCAUAUCAGCUUGCAAGUUCACAACAUCAAACUCGGUAUCUACCUGUCAAAAUUUGUUCCUCUCAAUGUUGAGCUCUUAUAACAUCAAACCAUCUUUAGAGCAUUAUUCUGCUAUGGUCGACGUCUUAAGCUGUUGGGGUCAUUUUGAUGAGGCUAAGAAUCUUAUAAUAUCAAUGCCCUUCAAGCCCGAUGCAUCAAUUUGGAGAGCAUUGCUCGAGAAUUGCAAGAAACACUCAAAUAUUAGUCUUGGGAGGCAAGCAAUUCAAAAGCUUCUCACGCUAGAACCGAAAGAUCCAUCCUCAUAUACCCUGAUAUCAAAUCUUUACUCAGCCUCUGGUCGAUGGCAUUGCUCCAAUAAACUAAGACAGGAAAUGAGACUGAACGGUUUAAAGAAGAUCCCAGCAAAAAGCUGGAUAAUUCAUCAAAACACAGUGCAUUCAUUCUAUGGGAGAGAUAAAUCACACUCUCAGUCCAAAGACAUUUACAGUGGACUCGAGGUUUUGAUAUUAGAAUGUAUGAAGGCUGGGUAUGAACCAGAUACUAGUUUUGUACUACAAGAAGCGGAGGAGUAUCAGAAGAGGCAUUUCCUGUUCUAUCACAGUGCGAAGCUCGCAGUCGCCUAUGGAGUUCUUGUGGCGAGGCCAGGGGAAGUAGUUAGGGUCAUGAAGAAUGUUAGAUUGUGUGGAGAUUGCCAUGAAUUUUUUAAGGUUGUUUCUUCCGUGACAGGGAGGAGAAUUUUGGUUAGAGAUGGGUCUGGGUUUCACAGGUUUGAAGGAGGAGAGUGUAUUUGUGGAGAUUGUUGGUGAUGAGUUUCUUUUUGUGUUUUGAGAGAGUUUUUACAGGAAUGUUUUGUUCAUGGAUAACCGUAUAAGUGUAUAUUUAAGUGUAUUGCUUCUUAUAGAGAAAUGUGUCAUCUGAUUGAGGUGCUAACAAUGUAA